CUUUCUUGGUAGUAAUUGAGAGGAAGGAGGGUAGGCGCAGGACAGAGGGAAAAGGGAAAACAGAAAAAGAAUUGUAUACCACUAUGUCUGAAUAUAUCUUCUACUUGUAGAUAAUUACAUCCAAGUUGCCCUUUUGCCUUUUUAUUUCCAUUUUUGGGCACCUCUUUUUAUCAUCCAGCCAACUGGGAUAGACAAAGCACUGUUGGUGCCCUGAGCGACAGAACUCUGGUAGGGGGCUGGCUGUAAAUUGACGUGGCAUGGAAAUUCUCUGCUAAGUUUCAGCAGCUUGCAUGUUUCUCUAAGAUCAAGCCCAGCCUCCUGGAGCUGUAGCUUAAUCAUGGGUUCAGUGACUUUACAGAAAAAUGGAUAGAAAAAUUCUUCAUCUCCUUUCUUUGGACCCAGAUGUUUUCUUUUUGGUUAUCUAUGGUUUAGCUGAAAACAAAAUCAAAGCAGCUAAGUCUGUAACUUUCUUUUUGCAGCUUAAACAACAGAAUUUGCUGCUCUCCCUCCCCUUUCCUGCAAUAUAAUUCCUUACAGAUUUUGCCAUGGGGUGCGGACUUAGAAAGCUAGAAGACCCUGAUGAUAGCAGCCCUGGAAAAAUAUUUUCUACCCUGAAGAGACCGCAAGUGGAAACAAAGACAGACUUUGCUUACGAAUAUGCAUUGCUGGAUUUCACUCUACAAGCUUCAUCAAACCCAGCAGUCAUCAAGAUAAAUUCAAUUCUAGAUAUCGUAACAAAAGUGGAAGACUAUUAUCUUAAAGGAUAUAUUGUUGGGGCUAUUCAUCCUGUUAUACAACCUGUGGGGCAGCGAAAACACCUACCUGCAAGUUACCUCUAUAGAGUGGUGCUAUCACGCUUGAAAUUAAGCCCAAAGAAUUCAGCAGCACCGAGUGGACAAAGACGCCCAAGGCUUGUGAUUGAGGAAUGUCCUCUAACUUCUGAGGCACAAACAAAUGACGUAGCAAAAGAACUGAUAGAAAAGAUUAAUGUCGCUGCUAAAAGAGGAAUGAAAUUUGUUGGAUUCAUAUCACAGCAUUAUUCUCCAUCUAAAUUCUGCAAUGGAACCAACCAUGAUGGAGAUAUAGAAUCAAUGCUACAUGUGAGACAUGGUUCAGAUGAAAACUGUAGAAGUUGGAAUGAAGGGACAUUAAGCGGGCAGUCAUCUGAAAGUGGAAUUGAAGAAGAACUUCAUCAUGAUAGUGGACAAUAUCAAAUGGGACAAAAUGGCAGCCCCAGUUCUUCUAAAUCAAGAAAGGAAGAAGCCUCAGACAACAAAUUGUAUACAGUCUUCAAUGUUUUUGAUGAUGAUUCAGCCUCCUGGACCUAUCAGGAAGGCAUCCUGUCAAUGAAAGUAACCAGAAAAGGAUCAGUCAUUAGCACGCUUGAUGCCGAUUGGCUGGAAUUAACUACAUUUUAUUAUAAACAAGGCUUGUCUUUAAUUGAUUCUUUUGUAUUCUGGGAAACAUCUAAAGGGGAACAUUUGCCUAAAUCUUUGGAAGGAUUUUUUAUCUAUGAAGAAGAAGGUUCUGGAGUUCCAGGUUCUAGUAGGAAAGGAAAUGAUGCCAUCGUAGUAGAACAAUGGACUGUGAUUGAGGGAUGUGAAAUCAAAACAGAUUAUGGCCCUCUGCUGCACACUCUGGCUGAAUUUGGAUGGCUUCUGACAAGCGUGAUGCCCACACCUGUAUUAAGACAUGACAGUGAAGGGAAUUUGGCUACAAAGCAGAUCGUAUUCCUUCAGAGACCAGUUAUGUGGAAUUCAGCUGUUCAAACACCAGAUAAGAAAGCCAGCCGCCACAUAAAAGGUGAAGACAAGAACAAAGCCACCAGUAGGAGCAUUGGAUUAGACACAACCACAUCACAACCUGCAGAGAGCAGACACCCACCUGAGGAGUGCCCCCUUUCUCCCUCCAGGGAAUGCUGGACAAAGGAGGGGAGGCUGGCACAGCACAACAGCUUCUCUGGGUUCAGCAGCAGCGACAGUGUCCUCAGGGAAUUAGAUGACGGACAGUUAGAUCAGGAAGAUGGAGUGACUCAGGUCACUUGUAUGUGAGCCAUGAGGUGAAGCAGAGGAAGGCCCUGUAUAUAAUUGUUAAAAUCACUGCCAGCUGA
Saimiri boliviensis boliviensis (Bolivian squirrel monkey) is the source of this 2110-nucleotide messenger RNA. It is a transcript of the gene RFTN2, whose product is annotated as raftlin family member 2. The record is from RefSeq and is a predicted model, not a curated record. NCBI's taxonomy places the organism in Eukaryota, Metazoa, Chordata, Mammalia, Primates, Cebidae.